Raphanus sativus (radish) is the source of this 976-nucleotide messenger RNA. RefSeq lists its product as uncharacterized. The transcript has 2 exons. Bases 246 to 881 code for a protein of 211 amino acids. NCBI's taxonomy places the organism in Eukaryota, Viridiplantae, Streptophyta, Magnoliopsida, Brassicales, Brassicaceae. The record is from RefSeq and is a predicted model, not a curated record.
AAAGAGAUAUCUCGUGAUCUCUUACAUGGACAAGCAAUCUGUGAUCUAGUAUUAAACGAGGCCAUAGCUAAAGAUUUUAUAUCAUCCGAACGAGAGACAAAGAGAGCUAAAAAAGAGAGGGUGUUCUUGUUUUAGAAUACGUUUGAUUAUUGUUGUUCAAAAGCAGAAACUUGGAUUAAAAUCCUUCACAUUCCUCGUCCACUUCAAAAAGUCUUUUCUACUCUCUCUUCAAUCAACCGUAGAGAAUGGGUAUCGAAGAAGGCAAUCACAAGGAGCCAACUACAGGCGAGAGAAAGCCCCUCACAAGGUGCAAAAGGUUCUCUAUCCACUUCGCUACUGUUUGUUUCAUAGCUGGUGCUAUUGUUGGGUUCAUUUGGUUCACCGAAUGGUGCUUUAGAGAAGAACCAGUUCAGAUUCCGAAGAUAGAACUAGCUUCUUUGUAUUUCACGGUGCUUAAUAUCACAGAGACUCGUUUAAGUGCAAAGUGGGAUAUGUCGAUACGGAUUCCCUACGAUCUUCCUGGUGACUAUAUAUGUCUUCAAGGAGACCUUCAAGCUUCCUUCCUUUACAAGAAUGUUACUCUUGCUACCUCUUCCCCACAAAAAUACAACAAUCUCAAGUUCCGUGAUCCUCAGGUUCUUAAGGUUUCAGCAGGUGUCUCGGCAGAAGAUACUGAUGGUUUGACAGUUAAAGAUAUAACUGAAGAUGUGAAAGAGAAGAAGGAAGUGCAUUUUGGAACGCGUUUUUAUCUCACUGAUUGCAGGGAAAAGACAACUGGUACUAUGAGAUAUGCAUGUGAUGAUGUAACCUUGCGAUUCGAACCAGGUUCCGAGAUGAAGGCGGGUUUGCCUGGGAAGAACCCUAGCUGCGUCAAUUAUUGACCAAACUCCACGUCAUCACCAGUUCAUUGCUUUUUUUCUUUCUUGUGUAUUGCAUCAGAUGAUUGUUACGUUGGAAAAUAGUAGGGUUUUACUAA